Messenger RNA from Malassezia sympodialis ATCC 42132, 5727 nucleotides. Its product is annotated as lipase family protein. Gene Ontology annotation, molecular function: lipase activity. Gene Ontology annotation, biological process: diacylglycerol catabolic process; arachidonate metabolic process. Lineage: Eukaryota; Fungi; Basidiomycota; Malasseziomycetes; Malasseziales; Malasseziaceae. The record is from RefSeq and is a predicted model, not a curated record.
AUGCAUGGUACCUCACUCCAUCGUCCCGACACGGGGGUGUCUGUGCGUCGGCCCCCACCGCCUAUCCAAACGGCCCUGGACAAGGACUUGGCCGAGGACGAUAUGUUAGAUGUUGAGCCUCUGUCUCUUCCGAGUGUGUUAAGUCCCCUGCAAAGAAAAUUUCCCCGCAAGGAGUCCCCGUCGGUGGCGACGGAUCAUCCGCUCGAUGAGAAACGAGAGAUACCCGCGGAAAAAGCCGACAAGCAGCCAAAGUUUCGGAGUAACCGUGCCUCCAGGCCGCCCUAUCUCAACCUGCCACCUGAAUGGAAGCAGGGGCAUCCAGCCCUCACGGUCUCUGCUGUGUUGUCGCGCUCAGGGCAGCUGCACCCGCUGCCAUCGCGUCAGGGAAGCACAAGCGAUACAAAUGUCCCUUGGAGCGACUAUUUCCAAACAUGGGAGAAAGAGAAUACCUCACCCAAACAGAAUGAGAACGAUGAUACCCUUCUGUCUACAUUGCCCGCUACUGUUCGUGACCUUGUCAGUACCAUUAUGAAAGGCACCGGUCAAGCGUCCGACAAGAAACGAGCGGGUCAGCAUCACACGGGUAGCGCCCUUGAAGCUAUUGGUGCGCUCUUUCUUCGCCAAGACAGCGGUGGACGUCUCGCGUAUUUAAGUUCGAACCGCAGUUGGUCAAGAUCGACGUCCUCUUCGAGGUUCAGUCUUCCGUAUUGGCUCUUUAUCCCUGAAUUGGGCCCCUGGAUUCCGUCCUUGCAUCAAUGGCGUGUGCACUUCACCGAGUGGCUAGCCCGCCAAUGGAGUAACAGCCAACCCCGCGCGCUGUUCUCCUCGGCACAACAUAGCAGGGAGCACGACCUUCCCGGGACGCCCCUGAUGAUGCCUGGCGGCUUUCUGCUGGACAACGACGACUUUCAGAUGCUACCGCCUCCCCUUCUUGAUGACAGCAGCGAUGCGCGCAGCUUUGAGGGCCUGUUGGGCGUGCGUCGAAUGCGUGAACAACUCGCGCGAAGCCAAUACCUCGACCAGCUCCGCCUCGCGAACCGACCAGCUCACCGUGUGGAUACAUUUACGGCUUUUUUCAAUUUUGUGCGCUCUGCUCAGGCGUCCGAGUCGCGUCGCCAAAAAUCGCGUGGCCAUGCCGCUCAAGCCCCUGUGUCUGAGCUACCCGCGGUGCCGUUAGGGAAGCGCAGGUAUUCAGGGUCUCAUGUGACAGAGGAAGCAGUAAGUUCGGCUCUUCCUGAACGAUCUGCGCCUAUACGUCGCUCAGCGCCUGCCAUUUCGGCAGAGAACUUAGCUGACAGUGCCCCGGAGUUUGAGCCCACGACGGAGGACGUAGCGCCGUCACCCGGUGCCAAGGGGCGGCUGACGCCUCUUUCCCUGCUGGAAAGCACCACGCCCCUGCGUGGCUCGCCCGCCUCUUUUACACCCUCGCAGAAGUCGGAGAACACGACGCCCACGUGGAAGAGCGAGACAAGCCUAAGCCAUGCGUGGGUGGCCAUUUCAUUCUUACUGGCCUAUGUGACCUUUGUACCUGACUUUGUCGUAUUUGUGCUUGCCCAUCUUCUCGAUGUGCUGAUGGAUGCGUAUGAGUGCGCCACGUACCUGUUUUGGUUCUUGGGUUGGGCAUGGAAGAAUAUGACUGGGCAGACCAUCUUGGGCCGCAUUGUCAUUGACAGCUACUUUAUGUUCCAGAACGAGUGGGAGCAUGUGGUCCGUGAGGACCACGAGGGGACUGGCGACCCGAUGCGUCGCUUUCUGGGGAUCCCUCUGUUUCCGCGUCCGCGUGGGCUGAGCACGGUGCAGGUUUUACGGAGCAUACUUGAGCUGGCGUGCAUUCAGGCGGUAACGCGAAGGCAAUAUGAGCACGAGGGAGCAGGCCUCGUUCGUAUGACAUGGCAGCGCUCCGAGCCAUCGCCGGGGCGGUCGACUGAGCCGAAAUCGCGCAUGAAUGCGAAUGACGACGAGGAUGACGACAAGGAUUUGCUCGUCACGAGCCAGUCCGUUGAUAUUCUUGAACUCUCGCGUGUAAAGCCGUCCCGUUCGGACGAGCGCGAGCGCGACUCGCCGCAGGACGCCGCGGCGAUUCUCUGGGACGAAGAUGGGGCGGCCCUGGUGCGGAACAUCAAGUGGGCUGGUCAGCUAGCCAUGUCGGCCUAUGGCCUGCGUGUGCUGAUUGUGGAUUUGCCGCCGGUGUUCACACCCUCGGGCCGCGAGCUGCCGCGACAGACGUUUGCGCAUCUGACGCGUCUAGAUGCGGACGACGUGUUGCAUGCAGAUAUCCAGACGCUGGACAUGGAGGCGACGUACCUGCCAACUUUUUAUGUGGUGCGUGAUCUGAGACGCAAGGUCGUGUGUGUGGCCGUACGGGGCACCCAAAGCUUUGCGGACAUUGUGGUGGACUUGGACAUGAAGACGGAGGACAUCACCGCGUCGCUUGCCGAAUGGCGCGGCAUGGAGUUGGACCCCAGUGCGGAGCGGUAUGCGUGCCAUGCGGGCAUCUGGCGAGCAGCCAAGACGCUCGUGUCGCCGGGCUCGACGCUGUUCCAGAAACUGUGUGAGACGCUCAACGAGCACAAAGACUUCGGCCUGGUAUUUGUGGGCCACUCGCUGGGUGGAGCUAUUGCGAGUGCGGCGGCGAUUAUGCUGUCCGAAUACCAUCUGGAGAAUCCUGAUGUCGAUCCGCGCCAGGGCUGCUGGCGGACCACGGCACAGGAUGGUUUUCCGGCGGGGCGCCCGAUCCGGGCUGUCACGUUUGGACACCCGUCGACGCUCUCGCACACGCUGCAGCGGCGUACAUCGUAUGGCCAUGUGCCGCUCGUCACGACCGUCAUUCUGGGCAGUGAUAUCAUCCCGCGCUUCGGGCAUGGCCAGGUACGCGAGCUGCGGCGUGUGCUGGGCGCUCUGACGCGCGUCCGUCGCCGCCGCGGGAGGGUGCUGGCGCCCACGCAGAAGCGCGAUGACGACGACAUAUCCAUGCAUAUCCUGCGCCGGUUCUGGGACUGGAGCUCGAUUUGCCGCACGAAGAACCCCGAUGCCGUGAUGCUGAACCGCAAGGCCCGGCUUGAGGCGCUGUUCUGGCGGCUGCGCUGUGCAGUAGAGAACGAUCUGUUCUCGCAGGCCAAGCAGCGCUUUGACCAAGCCGUCGCACAGCAAGCACUUGCGCGGCACACGCCCCUCUCGCCGUGGAUCCCGGCGUCGAGCCACGCGGACGUCCCCCUCCACACCUUAUCGAGUCGCCGGCAGCGUCUGGACUAUGCGACACUGCGCAGCGAGACGGCACAGGGUGGUGUGCUGGUGCCGGCCGGCCGAGUGGUGUGGCUCUCUCAAGGCGAGCUAUACGAAAUUACGAACCCGAUGGCCUUUUUCAGCCUACCUGACCUGCAUGUGAGCAUGUUUGCGGACCACUUUCCGGCCGCCACCACCGGCAAGGUACUCGCUGUCCAUCAGGUUGUCUGCCGCUGCUCCGGGAACGAGUCCUUCAUGCUCGAUCCGGCUGGGGCAGCGCCCAGGACCCUGGCCUCGUGCCACGAGUGCGAGGCGUCCUUACUAUGUGCGGCGGACACCACGCUGUGCUUCGACCCAGCGUGUACGCUUCCGCCGUGCGACCAGGAAGACCAUGUGUCCAAGGCCCUGACGUUUGGCGUUCUGCCCUGCCCCUGCACGCAUGACAUGUGCUGCCCCCCGGGGCGCGACCCGGCGCCGACGGGCCUUUGCCCCAGUGAUCCGGCGCUGCACGCGGCCUGUACGUCAGCAUGCUCGUACGAUUUGUACGCGCUCGGCAUCGACACACAUUGUCACAUGCCUGUCGCCCAGGGCUGGGAUCCAUCGCUCGCGCAUGCAGGUGCCUGCGUGAGUGUAUGCGAUGGCUUCGUAACGCCGUCCGCCACAUCGCUGGCCCCUGACGACCCAUCCGCGCUCGACAUGAUGCAUGCGCGACAGCUCUUGGACCACUGCUGCGCAUACUGCCCACCAAAAGGCGCAUCGUGUGCGCUUCCUGCGGCAGCCGCCCUGUCUGAGGCCAAGACGCCCGCGUUCCGUGCGUCGGACGGCUCGGUAUCGAGUGAGACGGCAUGCUCGACGCCAGCCUCCCUGCUCUCCCCACUUUCGUCCCCCAGCGUGCACCACACGGGCCUCCGCGGCAUGUUCCAGUGCCAGUGGGCCGAGUGCCAGGUGUGCAUGUCGACCCUCGAGGAGCUGGCAGCACACGUCCAAAAGGACCACUUUGCGCAGAUGGCCUCCCCGCUCGUCGGCAAGCCGUGGACACCGAGCGUCGAGCCCUUCGCGCCCGCGCCGUCGACCCCAUGGAUGGCGCCGCCAGCUGCGCCGUCGUGGCCCGCGCUGCCCGCGGCGCCCACGGCCGAGGCGCUUGCGCACGGUGCGCCCGCAUCCGAGGGCCGCCAGCGGCAUUGCUGCGGCUGGAUUCACUGCACCGAAAGCUUCGAUACGCACGCCGAACUUACAGCCCACAUCGCGCAGGUGCAUGUUGGCUCCGGAAAGACCGAGUACGAGUGUGGGUGGGUCGGCUGUGAACGCGCGCAGCAAGGGCGCAAGUUCACACAGAAGCAAAAGGUGCUACGGCAUAUCCAGACACACACGGGCGACCGGCCCUAUGUGUGCCCCGAGUGCCACAAGCGGUUCAGUGAGGCCAACACCCUGGCGCAGCACAUGCGCAUUCACACAAACGAGCGCCCGUACAAGUGUGACUUCCCUGGCUGCAACAAGGCGUUUAGUGUCGUGGGCAGCCUCACGAUCCACAAGCGCACACACACCGGCGACCGCCCGUUCAAGUGCCCGUACCCCGGCUGCGGCAAGCAGUUCUCGGAGAGCAGCAACCUGAAUAAGCACAUUCGCGUGCACCGCGGCGAUAAGCCGUUCCGGUGCCCCGAGUGUGCACGCUGCUUUACGCGGCCGGACCAGAUGGCGCGGCACCGCAAGGUGCACGCCAAGGCGCGCGCCGCAGGGCCCCACCCCGCUGCGCCGCCGCCCGCCGCACCGGACGCCGCGCCGGUCGGCGGCCACCCAGGCACGGUGCAUGCCCACGGUGCCUGGGUCGUCAAACAGUGCCUCGCGACAGAGGCGUACUUUUACCAGGAGACGUGGGCGCCGUAUCCUAGCGUGGCGGCCGCGGCGCUCCAGGCGUGGAUGCCCGCCUGCUGGGGCAUUGCCGACGAGCAAGGGCACUGGCUGCCAGGGUGGCCCCAGCGCACGCUCCCGCCGCCCCCGCCGUGUGGGGCGUACACACUGUAUCUGGAGAAUCUUACGGCGCCGUUUGUGCGGGCGAACGUGUGCGAUAUCAAGCUCGGCACAGUGCUGUACGACGAGACGGCACCCCAAGUGACCCCAGAGAAGCGCGCCAAGAUGGAGCGCAAGGCGCGCGAGACGACGAGUGCAGAGCACGGGGUCCGUGUCACCGGCUGGUGUGCGUGGGACGAGCGCACGCAGGCAUUUUCGCUCGUAGGCAAGGAGCCCGGCCGCGCCGCCCGCACUCGUGGCGAUCUGUGCGACCUGCUGCGCCGCGCGCUCGGCACGGACGAUGCGCGACGCGCCCAGCUCGUGCGCACGCACCUGCUGCCGCGCCUCGGCGCCCUGCGCGAGGCCCUGGCGGCGAUGCCACUCCGCCUACGCAGUGCGAGCGUGCUUGUGGUGAUGGAAGGCGAUGCCGCUGCCCUCGAUGCGCGGCUCGCGACGGGCGGUCCCUGGCGCACUCCUAGGACUACAAGUGCUGUAUGA